Messenger RNA from Sceloporus undulatus (fence lizard), 4594 nucleotides. RefSeq names its product CD99 molecule (Xg blood group) (gene CD99). The transcript is spliced from 11 exons. Gene Ontology annotation, biological process: positive regulation of neutrophil extravasation; T cell extravasation; homotypic cell-cell adhesion. The coding region runs from base 204 to 773 and encodes 189 amino acids. NCBI's taxonomy places the organism in Eukaryota, Metazoa, Chordata, Lepidosauria, Squamata, Phrynosomatidae. The record is from RefSeq and is a predicted model, not a curated record.
GGGAGGGAGGUGUCUCCCAAACUUGGAGCGGGUCCAUUUGGGGCUAGUCCCGCCUGAGAGGCUGCGGGGCAGAGGGCUUCUGAGGAGACAUUUGGGGGCUUUGCGAGAAGGAGGGAAGGGUUUCGGGGGAAAGAAAGCAAAGACCAGAAAGUUGCCAAGUUUGCCUCGGGGCUCGGCGAGGAACAGCUGCGGAACAAGGCAGGAUGCGGCGCCUCGCCCUCUUGCUCUCUGCGGCGCUUCUGCUGCUGGCCCCCUCCGGCCAAGGACAAGACUUCGACUUGAGCGAUGCAUUUGAAGAUCCUGAGCCAACAAAGCAGCCUACUUCUCCUACCAAACGGCCACCACUAGAUGAUGGGUUUGACUUAGGAGAUGCCUUGAAUGAUGAUGAAUCACACAAGCCAGGUCCACCAGUGCCUCAACCAAAACCUGGAACUCAUGAUGACACAGGGGGAAUUAGUGAUGCAGAUUUAUAUGAGGGUGGGGUGCCUCCAGCUGACCCUCCAGCUGACUCUGGAUCAGGCCGUGCUUCUAAUCCCUCUGCAGGUGGACAUGGCUCAGGCUCCUCUGAAAAUGCAGAAGGUUCUCAAGGAAUGCUGGCUGGUAUUAUUAGUUCAGUAGUAGUGGCAAUAGCAGGAGCUGUAUCAAGCUUUAUAGCUUACCAGAAGAAAAAGCUCUGCUUCAAACAAAGUGAUCAAGAGAAUGUUAACAUGGAAAGCCAACAAGGAGCACAUGCUGAACCACCAGUUCAGCGUACACUCUUGCAGAAAUCAUAGUGGAAUUUAAGAUGAAGAGAAGACCAGCAUCUGGAUAGAGAAUCUACCUAUCUUCCUGCAAAAACAUGCAACACAUUUCAAGCAUGCAAAGUAGAAUUAAAAUAGUCCUGUUGAAACAUCUUUUGAAAAGAAGAAGGAUGUUUUUAACUAAUGAAAUUACAUGUCUCUCUGGUUUAUUCUUUAGAAACUCAAAGUUGCAUAUUGAUUAAUCAAUGGCUUGAAAACAUUUUAGUUGGAAAUCGUUGCUCUUGUCUGUAAUCUUAUUUUUCCUGUAAUGAUAACUUUAAAGGGGGACAUAAUUUUAAACUAUUGUGCCGGCCUGGCCACAUACUAGGGUUGCCAGGGGUGGAGCAUCCGCACGCCCCGCAACCCUAGUACGUAGUGGUGCCGUAAUCAUGGCGGCCUCCCAUAUACACAGGGGCCACCAUGGUUACGACACACACGCUCCACAUCGAAAUGGUGCAGCAUGUGCGCAAUGGCCUGGCAGCAGUGUGAGAAAGAGCUCCAAAUUGGAGCUGCUGGGUGCGCGCCUCAUUCUCACAGCCACCAAAUGGCUGUGGGAAUGAUGCUGGGGAGAAAGGGGCCGAGCAGACCCUUUCGCCCAUGGCUACGGCUCCCGGGGUGUCCAGGGGCAUGAAGCCCCAAGGACACCCCUUUUCCGCACCAUGGAGAAGCGGCAUUUUGCUGCUGCUCCAUGGUCUGCAAAAACUCCGGAUUGGGGCUGCCGAUGAGGCCUCCAACCUGGAACUAAAAGGGGCUGCCCCAAAGGGGCGGUAUGUACUACGCCUAAAUUAGAUAAAUUUCUUUGAGCAGGUAGAGCAUUGAGGCAGUUCCUCUACGUUGCAUGGAGGUGUGACACUGCAUCUUAUAAGCAUGCACAUGAAAUGUACACACAUAAACAUGUAUGCUACACCUUCUUUCAGGCCCCUUGUUUAUAAUAGGCCACUCUGUUGUUCGGAAUGGCAGUAAAUGCUUGACCUCAUUUCUGCUUCAAAUUCUCCUUCUCCCAAUAGGAGUACAUGGAACCAUCCUCUUAUACAGGAUGAGCUAAAUUAUGUAUCUGGGGCUAUCACUGGCAUCGUGCAAGCCAAUCUUAGGGCCCAAAAUCAAAUCUGGCUUUCCUGGUAUCCCAGUCCAGCCCUUUGCAGUUGUCCUGAUGACUAUGGUGCGUUACAGACGGCCCAGAAGGUGCAGUCUUGCGCCACUUCUGGUUGCUGCGUCCGGGAACCGCAGCAUCCAAACUGCGUGGUUCCCAGACGCAGCAAAGAAGGAGCGUGAAAAUCUUCGGCCGUGGAAGAGACACCGUGAGGUGCUAGUUGCGCACUCGCAGCGUCACUUCCGCCGCACGACGUGCGAACGCAGAGCGUCCACUACGUCAAAGUGGUGGCGGCUGUGUGGAACAGCCGCCGCCAUUUUGACGUCAUUACAUACAUGGGGCAAGGCGCGUCAGGAAGCGCCGCCCCUCGUGCAUAAUGAUGGCGCCUCAUGGGCCCGUCUGUAACGCACCUAUGAUUCCUUUUCUAUCUCACCAUUAUUUGGUAACUUCCCAGCUUUUGUACGUAUGUCUCCCACUGUAAAAGGAUGAAAUGCCUCUUUUAACACUUAGUUGUUAUAGUAAGAUGCAGCGGCCAGGUAAUUUGGAUUCCACUAUUUGGCCUUUGGCCAUGAACCCUCAUUGGAAUAUAACUUUUGGCAACAUACCCAAACAUGAAUUUGCCCCGGCAACCCCAGCCAUUAAGAAUAAUCUCUGAUUCCUUUUGCAUAGCCACAUCUAGUCUUUUUUAUUUUGGGGUCACAUUGAGAAUAUUUGGAAUAUGCCUAUAUAUGCAUCUGUUUGCAUUUCAAGGAAUAAUGAAGUUUACUGUUCAUUUUCAUUUUAAAGCAACUCUGACAUUGUAGCUUUGCCUUCCUAUGCAUUAUAGUAGGAAUUGAGGAUGCCGAAAUGCCUGCUGCCUUAGUUUCUAUCACUUGGGAAUGAUUUUCUUAAGGAAAGUCAUGACUUGUACGUGUUGCAUUUGGAGCCACGUUAUAUAUGUGCACACAGACACGCUGUUAAAACAUAGGUAUGGCAGUAUCUCCCCCCUUGUUUGGUAUAGUGGUUUGAGUGGUGGACAAGGAUUCAGAAGGCCAGGUUUUGAAUUUCCAUUCAACCAUGGAAACCCAAUGGGUGGCCUUGGGCAAGUCAUUCUUUGUCAUCUUCAAAGGAAGGCAGCACAGGGGUUGGACUGCAUGGCCCUUGUGGUCUCUUCCAACUCCAUAAUUCUGUGAUUCAAAGGAACACUUCCUUUGAACAAAUAUUGUCAAGAAAACCACAUGAUAGUUAGCCUUAAUGUCACCAUAAGUUGGAAACAACUUGAAGGCAUAUGAGAACACUCCUCCCAUUCCUUUUUCCUCUUCUUGUGAUAAUGCCAAUAAUACUGAGUUGUGUUGAAGCAAAAUAAUAAUAAUAAUAACAAUAGAGUUAAUAUAAUUGUCUCUCAAAACUGUGUGAUGGCAUGUGCCUCUGACUAUUGGACUUACCUCUGUUAUUCCUAAGUGCCCUGCCAGUUUGUUGCUUUGUAUUUACAAAAGUUAGACAUUCUUGUGAGUACUUCAUUAUUCUUUUUCAACAUACAGAUAACAAACCUCCAAUAAUGAGCUUUAUUUCUUCAUUUUCAGAUGCCUUUAAGCAGUGCCAUAAAGUGCCACCCUGAAGUGCCAUAAAGUAGCAAAUAACUGACCAGAACAGUGCAAACUAAGUAUUGCAUAUUAUUUUCUUCAUUGAGAAGAAAAGCCUUGGAGGUGGUCAUCAGGAACACUUACUUGUACUGUUUUCAUUAGAUGGAAUCCUUCUAAAAGAAUCCCCUUUUCCAUGCUUUCAUUUCCAAGAAUGGCUUCAGCCAAUGAAACUGUUAGUUUUUGGUAACUAGCUAAGCACUAUGUGGGUGUAAGCUAAAUCGCCUUGUCAUUCAGAAUGCAGUUGCUCUAUGCAUGGACUUCUGAAAUAAAAUAAAAUAUUGCGUAGCAAUUUCCUGUUUAAAUUUGAUAGAAGCUAGCAAGUGCCACAAGGAUCCUUAAAUUUGUCCUUUUUGCAUUACAGUAAUAUACUAAACUAAAGAUCAUUUUUUCAUCACAAUUUGUAAACUCUGCAAGACAUACAUUCUGCACCAAAUGUGUGUCUUAAUAAAUUCAGUGAGGAUAUUUGCAUUUUGAAGCAAGAUUACGCAUAAGGUGAUUGUGAAUUGCUUUUAUUAAGUGGCAAUAAUUUUUAUAUUGCUCAUUUUUGUAAUGCAGGAGUAAUGCUAAACUUCAGUAUAUAAGUGCUUCUGAUUUCUGAAGAUGUUCCUGGGUCAUUCCUGAACCAUUCCUGAAAGCUUUAGCUCAGGACAUACUUACAUUUUGUUACAAAAUCUUUGAGGCAUAUUUGGAAUGUGUGCCAAACAGCCCAAUCUGAUACAUACUAUACUUCAGUAUAUUUUACUUACAGGAUUGUAAAUGUACCGUAUGUUGUGUGUGUGUGUGUAAAUACACAAAAACAUGUGCAUGUGUUGUGCGCACACACACACAAUUAAUUUGUAUUUGGAAGUAAACUCCUUUGAAGGGAUUUGCUUCUGUAUAAACAUUCAUAUGAUUAGGCUGUUCAACUGUGUAAUGAAAAUCAUCAUCACAGUUCAUCCCAUGUUGUGUAUAUUAUGUGUAAGUAUAUCAAUAGCUGUUUGGAUGUGUUACAUUUUCAACUAGAGUUAUGGAACCUUGGAGUGUGAGAGCCAAACAUUUCGAAAUUAAGACCUAAUAAUUGUGAUUUCUUUUUUUUAAAAAAAAUAAACAAAUCUAAAACUGUC